AUGGCCCCAAAACAAUCCAAUCUCACCGGCUUUGACCCUCAAAAGUUCGCCGCCGCUGCCGGUCAACCCAAGAACGACCCAUGGGCGCGAGCUGAGGCAUGGAGAUACACUGGCCCUUUCACAAGAUGGAAUCGCUUCAAGGGCUCAUUCCCCGGUCUCGGCAUUGCGACAGUAGCAUUUGCAGGCUACCUUGUAUACGAACAGAUGUUCCUCACUUCAUCACACGGCCACAGCGACGGGCAUGGGGAAGCUCACCAUUAGGAGAAGCAAUUAGUGGGGGAGAAACGGAAUAUGUACAGCGCAUGGCCGAGGCGUUUAUGGAGCAAUGACUAUGAUAUACCAGUCCAGGAAGAAGAGACGCGCUCAUAUUAGCCACGGGAGGAAGGAGAUGGGAGUGAUCGAUACUGGUUCUCUCAAGAGCUGCCAACCUGUCACGACAACCGCAAGACAAGGCGGGCCAGUGCGCGAAGAGAGCAUGCCGAAGAACCGACCUCCUACAGAGAUCUUGCUAAAGCUCAUCCCUCCCAUCCUCUCCC
Messenger RNA from Pseudocercospora fijiensis CIRAD86, 536 nucleotides. RefSeq lists its product as uncharacterized. The transcript is spliced from 2 exons. The coding region runs from base 1 to 261 and encodes 86 amino acids. Lineage: Eukaryota; Fungi; Ascomycota; Dothideomycetes; Mycosphaerellales; Mycosphaerellaceae. Gene Ontology annotation, cellular component: mitochondrion. The record is from RefSeq and is a predicted model, not a curated record. Gene Ontology annotation, biological process: electron transport chain; mitochondrial respiratory chain complex I assembly.